AUGAUGGCAUCCCAUGAACACCACCACCACCUCCUCGGCUUCUCCUCCUCGUCGCCGGUGACUCCCAAUCCCGCCACCAUGGCCAUGGCCUUCGACCACCACGGCCUCCUCGCCCUCCACGACGACAUGCCACCACGACCAGGAGGUGCCGAUGAUAGGUCAUGGCCACCGCAAGUGUCGACGCUCUCUCUCUAUGGCCCGGCCGGUGGUGGAUCGUCUUAUUCGCUGGCCGGCGGCGAGCAUGAGCUGCAACCUUUCACGAUGGCGCCACCGUCGAUGAUGUCCAUGCAGCAGCAGCCCUUCCGGUUAAAUAGCUCCAGGUACCUGGGCCCCGCGAAGGAACUGCUCCGUGAGUUCUGCAGCCUUGAAGGGGAUGCCAUGAACGGCGGCGUGAUGAUGCGAGCUCCGAAGCGGGAUGACGACGUGGAGGCGUCCUCACCGGCUUGUGGUCCAUGGGGCGCCAACCCGUCUGUAAGCUCCAUGGAUUACAUGGCGCUCGAGAGGAGGAAGGCCAGGCUACUGUCCAUGGUUGAAGAGGUGGACAGGUGCUACCGGCGAUACCGUGAGAAAAUGCGGGCAACAGAGUUGUCGUUCGAGGCGGUGGCCGGCACAGGGGCAGCACAAGUGUACACGAAGCUGGCUAUGCGUGCCAUGUCACGCCACUUCCGGUGCCUAAGGGAUGCGCUCGUGGGGCAGAUACGAACAUUGAAGAAGUCGAUGGGGGAGAGCAGGGAUGCCGACGGCAUGUUGGUAGCACCGGGUGCGUCAAAAGGGGACACGCCGAGGCUAAGGGUUGUGGACCAAUGCCUGAGGCGGCAAAGGGCGUUCCAGCAAUAUGGUGGUGCCGCCGCUAUUGAGAGCUGCCCAUGGCGGCCGCAGCGUGGCCUGCCAGAGCGCGCCGUCGCCGUCCUCCGCUCGUGGCUCUUUGAGCACUUCCUCCACCCGUAUCCGAAUGACGUAGACAAGCACAUUCUGGCGCGUCAGUCCGGGUUAUCGAGAAGCCAGGUUUCCAACUGGUUCAUCAAUGCAAGGGUUAGGCUAUGGAAGCCCAUGAUAGAGGAGAUGUACGCGGAAGAAACCAUACAACAUGACAACGACAAUGCUAGCGGUGGUAGAGGCGAACCUGCUCCCACGGAUCAUCACAACAACAACUUGGCAGCAUGGAUGACGGUUACGACAACAUCAGAUCAAAGUUGCCAUCGCCGUAGCGGCAGAAACAACCCUGGUGAUUGCUUCAUCCCAUCCUCCUUUGUUGCCGACAGUGGACAAUUUCUCCAUGGCUACCCAAGUUUGCACGGUGAUGGUGGCAGUGGCACGGUGUCGCUUACCUUGGGACUCCAGCAGCAACGGGCGUUUGCAUCACCGGCGAUGAUCACGCAACAACAAUCGCCGCUCAUGAUUGGAGCUGAGGAGGAAGACAUGGUGCUACCGUAUAGGAACCUCAUGGGGUCUGAGGUGUUGCAUGAUUUCGUAGGCUAG
Messenger RNA from Triticum turgidum subsp. durum (durum wheat), 1479 nucleotides. NCBI's taxonomy places the organism in Eukaryota, Viridiplantae, Streptophyta, Magnoliopsida, Poales, Poaceae. The record is from the annotation of a GenBank genome assembly.